CAGAGCGAACUUCAGCCCCGUGUCUGCGCGCACUGUCCCCGCGUGUCUCCUCUCACAGCCCGGGACCGUGGCACCGUUUACCCCGCGGAGGAGAACAACGCACCGGAGCUGGCGUCCGUGCGUAAAAGUGCCCAUGUGCGAGUGUGGGAACCGGCGCUUAGUUUUGACAGAUUGGAAAAUACCUGAAACAUCUGGCAAGUCCGUGCAGCUACUUCUGCCCCCAUGACGUCCUCCAUCCCUCCUCUCCUUGUUCUUUUGCUGGUCCUGGGUUCACAGACAGCCCUGAGUCAGUCCAGCGAACCGUCAGAGCCCAUGUGUUAUGACUGGGGGGAGUCCAGUGAGGCUGCGGUGCACGUUUUGGUGGGACAGUCUGGCUUCCUGUCCUGUCCACUCUUCUCUCACCCGUCUGUCUACAACUACUCCUCCACCCAGAGCACCGGACACAACCUCUUCUGGUACAGGGUCCUCGAGGGCCACGACCUGGAGCAGCCCAUCACCAACAGCGCCAGACUCAGCAAAGACAGAGAGCGCCUGUGGCUACAGCCGGCUAAUGCGAAUGACACUGGACAGUACAUCUGCAUGAUACGGAAUAAGACGUCUUGCAGUAAAAUCGCGAUGCGUCUCACUGUGCUGCGGCCCGAAGACGUCGCCCACCGCAACAGCUGUGCACCUGCGGUUGCCGUGGCAGCGACACACAAGGAGAUCCCGUUUCAGAAUGGCGAGGUCCUGGACUGCCCCGACGCUCAGGAGGCCGCCAAGAUGGCCGACAGCACCCCCACUGUGACCUGGGUUCAUCUGGGACUACGGAGCAAGAAAUGCCUGCAGUUCCCAAUCCGAGCCCCUGAACGACAGGUGAAGGGCCUGUCGCUGCAGGUGCACAUCAUGAUGGAGUUUUUCCAGGGCCUGUACUUCUGCUCUGUUCAGUACCAGCGCAAAGGACGAGCGCUCACCUUCACCAGAGUCAUCAACGUCACCGCAGUCAACUCAGUGGGAUCUAAAGAACCAACCAUUUUGCAGCCGACCAAAGAUUAUGUAUUCAACGUUAAACAAGGUGAAGAGGCCAGUCUGGUGUGUACGGCUCUGUUUCCAUAUCUGAACUCUCCCUGGGAAAUGUGGUGGAGCAUCGAUGGAAAAACAGUGGAGCAGCUCAAUGACCCAAGGUUCACUAAAACAGCCAGUCAGCUGAAGCUGGACUAUGGGGACCGCACGGAGCAGAGUAUCUUGGUCAUUGACGACUUCCAGCCGGAGGAUCUGAACCACGAGUUUAACUGCUCUGUGAAGAACGCCCUCGGCCACCGGACUCGACGCGCUCUCAUCAAACUCGAGACCCCCCUGCCGUCUCUGGAGCUAGGCUGUGGUCUGGGGGUCACACUCUUCCUCAUGCUAAUCCUCUUCGUCGUUUAUCAUGUGUUCUGGCUGGAGCUGCUGCUGAUCUACAGGUCCUGGUUCGGUACAGACGAAAGACACACAGAUGAUAAGGAGUUUGACGUGUACAUCUCGUACGCCCGAAACAGUGAAGAAGAGCAGUUUGUUUUGUCCACGCUCAGAACCGUGCUGGAGAAUGACCUGGGCUACUCCGUGUGCAUAUUUGACCGGGACAGUUUACCAGGAGGAACCAUCACAGACGAGACUCUGGGUUUCGUUGCACGCAGUCGGCGCCUCCUGGUGGUCAUCAGCCCCGGUUACGCCUCGCAGGGGUCCCAGGCGCUGCUGGAGCUCAAGGCAGGCAUCGACGGCAUGGCUCUGGGGGGGCACCUGCGGGUCAUCCUGGUGCAGUACCGGCCCUUAAAGAGACAGGUGUGGGUGAAGGAGCUGAGGAGGGCCAGGGUGGCGUUGGCGCUGGUCCGUUGGCAGGGGGAGAAGUCCAAAGAUCUCACGUCGCGGUUCUGGAAGAGGCUCAGGGUGGAGUUGCCUUUGCAGAGGAAGAGCGUGGGGAUGGAGGGCGGGAAAGAUCUGAUGAGGAUGAGCAGUCAAAACAGCACCAGCUCCCAAACUGGACUCAUCUCCCAGACAACCAAGAGCCCUGAGACUGUGUACAACUACGCAGCGUGAUGUCCACUAUUCUAGUGUUCAUGAGUUUCAGAUUGAUGAGAAAUUUUGAUUGUUUUAUAGUGAUUAAUGACAUCUUUGAAUGAGAAAAAGUCUUCAAAAUGUUGCCAAAGAAACCCAUGAGAGUACCAUUUCAGAAAAGACUCACUAUUUGAAACUCUACUCUGUACAUAUAUGGACUUUUUAAAGACCAAAACAUACGCACACAUGCCUUUUAAUAUAUGCAGCCAAUUUAAGAUGGAACAGUGGAAAUGGUGCCAGUAGGUGCUCGAGUAGCUUACUAAUGGAGUAGCGCAAACUUAAAGGGACCAUAUUAUCCUAUUUCUGAUCUAUGUUAUAAUGUUGUUUCCUUGUCAAAAACAGACCUGGAGUUGUGUUUUGUUUACAUUUUUACAUAUUCAACACACAGACCCUGUAUAUUUAGGCUGAGCUCCUCUUUUAAACAGAAAUCAUUUGGAUAAUUUCAGCUCUGGAAUUUCCAAUCUCUACAGAAAUAGAGGUAAAACGUAGCUGUCAACUUGAAAACUACAACAAUAAUAAAGGAUUUCUCACACAUAACACAACUCCGGGUACGUUGAGGAGGUAACAAUGUUCGAACAUGGUUUAAAUCUCACAAGAAUCAAUUAUGUCUAAUAUAGGACCAUUAAAGGGGCUGUACCUGAUUUUCUGUUUUGCCGCAGUACAGAUGUAUCCUGAAUGCAGAUCUUAAAGCCGCCGCACACUACAGGAGAAAUUGCCUGAUUUUGGCUGUGAUUUGCUUCUCCCCGUGACCCAACGUUGUCUUUGUGUUUGAUUUUGAAGCUGUUGUGUUCCUUGUGUGUGGUGUCAGUGUGACUCUGAGCUGCUCUGUCUGAUCUUAACCACCAAACAUCAGCAACACUACAGUAAUGGCCAAAAAAAUGGAGCAUCAGGGGCAGCAACUUCCAAACUCAGGAAAUAGUGAAAAUAACGAGAAGACUUUAUUCCUCACCCCUCGUAAAGUGGUAAAUUUAAACUGCAGCAUAUCAUCCACAUUAUCUAUAGAAAUUGUCCUCUGUAAACCAUGACAUCCAGUCCACAAAACUGCACUGUUAAUCCAGUUUGAAGCGUUCUUUAAAAGUAAAAAGGUGAGAGUAGUUCCUCACGUGUGUCUUUACAUCCACACAGUGCACAGAUCGAGGUGAAGCUGCAGAUUAGUGAUAGUGACUCUACUAUCCUGUGGACUUUAUCUCCAAUCUUUUAUGCUUUAAAAAUCUUGUAUCUGAAGUAGGGAUGGGCAUGAGUAGUUGAUUAAUCGAUAAUUGAUCAUUAAGAAUUUCAUCGAUUACGUUCAUUUUAAUCGACAAACCGAAUGUAGGUUGUUGUGCGUAGUGUGACCAAACAGGGGUCCGGACAUGUAGCUCUCUGCACUCAGAAGGAGCGAGCAGACACAGUUGGUCAGUCUGCAACGUACCGAAGCGCAAAUGCGUACUUAAGGAUGACUUGUACAAGAAAUCCCACGCUUUCCAUUCUGGUUAGGACAAGUGUGAGUCCAUGUGCACAGUGUACAAAGCAGCACAUAUGUUUCGGUGUCCAGUUGGAAAAAUAUUUGCCAGGUGAGAGAAGCGCAAUGUCGAUGACGAGUCCCCACCUCCCACCCCCCGUACGGUGUCCUGGGUUUGACAAAAGCAAAUAUGAUCACACUAACCUGUAUUCCACUGAGUCGUGCCGCAUCAGCACACAAGAACUGUUUUUUUUCUUCACUUAAUUUAUGUAAAUUAGCCAUGCGGUUUUAAGUUUUGUUUCAGUGAGAGUUGCACAAAUCUGCAUUAAACACAUUAUAAUGUCAAAUGGAUUGAUGUGGCUCUAGAGUGGUUACGGUUUACAUUGCAGAUUAGUAGUGCAGAUAGUAAUAAUAAUGAUGAUCAUUUUAAUAUAAAAACGUUAAUGAUUAAUCUAUAAUCGAUCGUUAAUUCUCCCGAUGAUCGAUUAAGAAAAUUUAAUUGAAUGCCCAUCCCUAAUCUGAAGUACUGCUCCACAUUUCACAAAUAAUAAUAGCUCAGUUUUGACUUGUAUCUAAACUAGAAGUGCAGUGCUCUGAUCUUUUCAAUACUUAAAGAGUCUUAAAGCGAGUCGUUUUUCAGUAGACGGGAAACAGCUGACACGAUGGCGCUCACAACUCUUAGCUUAUGGUCCACAGACAUAUCCCAUUGUAGUCUUUGAGAUCGGAGAUUUUAAGUCUCAUUCUCCUCAUGUCUGUUUUGUGCACUUUUUGUCACACGUUUAAUAAUAGUUUGAGACCAAAAAAUCCCAUAAUGUGUGGCGGCCUUUAGGCUCAAAAUGUGACUGCUGUAUGCAGUCUGCAUCUAAUUCAAAACAUUUUACCGUCUGCAAAUCAGGACGAGUAAUUCUGAUUCCCCAUUAACAUCCUAGUUGUUUUUAGUAUUCCCGUGAUAGUAAAACUUUGCUCUGACCGUAUAAGCUCAAGUAAAGUGAGGAAUAACUUCGGAGUGCUUCAAAUGAACUAGGUCUGUUUUUCACAUUUUAAGGUAAAAUCAGGUACAGCUCCUUAAAGCAUUCAAGUAUGUGUGUUUGUUUUGUCUGCAAAGAACUGAAUUGUGGGGAGUCCUUUUUUUUUCAAACAAGGUAUAUGCUAAAAUGCUCAGAAUGAUAUUGGCCAUAACAACAAACUUUGGCCGGCCAGAUAUUUCAAGUACUUAUAUUGGUGGACCCUGUUUAAAAGUCCCUUGAUUUCACAAUAAUUUCAAUCUUCAGACAUGGACCAUCUCCACAAAUCAUUAAAUAUAGUAAUGAAGAGUCUAAUAAUAAUAAUAACUAAUGGAUGUUUCAGACAGUCAAAAGCCCAAAGACUGAGUUAUCACCGGGCUUUAAAGGUGCACUGUGUGACAUUUCGGGUGGAGAUGUGCCUUGAAUAUUCCACAGUAUAAACCAUAAACCUAUGAAUCUCCAUGGAGACUUGCAAGCCAAAUUAUAAGUUAGAUUUCUGGAGAGGUGACUGAACUUUUUUUUUUUUUUUUUAGAUAUUUUUGAGCAAUAAAUGACACCUGUAAUUGAAUAAAUUCAAGAGAGAUUAGUUUAAUGCAGGUGUCUCCAACAUUUUUCCUCUGGUGAGCUCCUUUACAAAACGAAGAUACCAGAGAGCUACUCAUUUUAGUUUUGGUCACAAGAAAUUGAGUAAAUAUAAGAGUCUUACAUCGGGAACAGUUAGAUUUUUAUUUAUUCCUAUUAUAGAUACCUAUAAAACAUUUACACAAUUAUUAUCGAUUUAUUAGUGCACAAAGACAAACAUUUAAUAGGCAUUUAAUUAAAUCUAACUUAACUUAUUCAGCACAAUACAUAUGAUUCAGAAAUUCCUUGGCGAGCUGCUUGGAAGUAGCCUGAUUCAUCUCGCAGCAAUAGAGUUUAUUCACUCGACAGUAGGCGGGUACUUUUUUUAAUUUAACCAAUCACUACUAUUUGGUUGUGACGUAUGUAAAGCGCCGCUAACGGGGCUAACUGGUAUAUUAAGCUUUUCCCAAAUUCUGUAGGAAGAAGGACAAUAACGUCUUUCCCCUUGAUAAAAUUCACCAAACAUUCUCUUUGUUCCGGCUUUAAAUCCUUGAUCUCGUGAAUCGUUGCCAACACAGAAUGUAUGGCCGGUUCGCGAUCUACAACUUCCAGGGUUCUUGCAAACCGUCUAGUGUAUUCUGAUUCCUGACCUAGUCACUGAAGAGAAAUGAAAUUGAGCGGAGGCAUUAGGUGGGGUGGAAUGGGGUGGAGAGCUGCUGGUUGCUCCCGUUUAAUGCCAUACUGUGGACAAUGUGUUAAUAUCUCCAUGGAGACAAAACAGGUUGCGUACCCCCUCAAGAAGAGUUACACAGUGCACCUUUUAAACACAACAGAAAAUAUAUAUGUACAUAAAUAUUUUUUGCCUCCAAGCUUUUACCAAGUUGGACGGUAUCCAUAAUUUUCUCUUAAUCAUUUGCACAAGAUUUGCAUUAAAUUUAAUCCUACCUACUGCAAAGCCCAUUUUAUCAAAAACUAUUUACUUUUUAAAGGGCCCAUAUUACGCUAUUUUUAGAUCUAUGUUAUAAUGUUUCCUCAUCAAAAACAUAUCGAGUUGUGUUUCGUUCCAUUCACACAUGUUUAACGCACAAACCCUGCACAUUUAGGCUCAGUUUUGUCUUAAACACAAAAUGGUCUGAUCCACCUUGUGAUGUCAUGUGGUAAUACAGGAAGUGCUUUGGUGUGUUUUUGAACUCUGUAUGCCUUCGCUAGAAUCAUUUGGAUCAUUUCCACCCAGGAAUUGCCAAUCUUUACGGUAGCUGUUAACUUGAAAACUACCACUUCAUGACAUCACAAGGUUGAACAGAGCAUUUUGGAGAUGUAGACAGACGAAUAAUGAUGAUUCCAGCAUGUGUGAAUGAAACAAAACACAACUCCAGGUCUGUUUUUGAGGUAACAGCAUUAUAAGAUGGCGUUAAGCUCACAAGUAAUAUAGGACCUUUAAACGUGUAAACUUGAGUGUGUUUUAUAACCCACACUAACACGAGACUGGGACCAUGCAGUGUAUACAUUUUGCACCUCAAUCCCUCAAUUUUAAUAUGCUCUACUGUUUGAGACACUUUUAUACCUUUUCAGUUUUACUUUAUACAAACCUGUGGUAUUUUCAUUUUAUAAGGGAUAUUUGCUGUUACUGAAUGUAUUUGUGUUAUUUUAUGCUCCCUGUUAGCAGAGAGAUUUGAAAAUCUCUGAAUUCAUAACAUAAGUUGGGUUGUAAUUUUACCAUAAACUCUAAUAAUGAGAUUUUAAAGGGCACAUAUUACAUUAUUUUCUGAUCUAUUAUGUUAUAAUGUUGUUUCCUCAUCACAAACAGACCUGGAGAUGUGUUUUGUUUCAUUCACAUGUUUAACGCACAAACCCUGCAUACUUUAGCUGAGUUCUUCUCUACAUUCACCCCUCUCUACUGAACUAAAGGUAAAAAGUACCACUACAUCACAUCACCAGGUGGUACAGAACAUUUUGAGCAUUGGAGAUGUACAGACUAAUAAUAAAUAGUUACUCAGAUAUGUGUGAAUGAAACAAAACACGACUCCAGGUCUGUUUUUGAUGAGGUAACAACAUUAUAACACAAUUUAAAGCUCAUUUGUUGUAAUAUAGGAGCUAAAAGUGGUUUCAGACAUACUUAUACACUACCAGUCAAAAGUUUUAGAACUUCACACUUUUUCCAUUUUUUUACUGUUGACCAAAACGUAUUCUAAACUUUUAAUUCAUGAACGUGUCCAUCUUUGGCAGAUAUAACAGCUGAACACACUUGUGGCUCGUUCUUUCUACAAUAGAAAUUAAAUAUUGUUCGGAAAGUUCUUCCCAAGUCUCUUGCAGAAGUUCCUAUAAAUAUGUGGCACUUGUAGGUUUCUUGGCUUUCACUCUUCUGUCCAGUUCAUCCCAAAACCAGCUCGAUGGGGUUUAAAUCUGGACACUGUGCUGGACACUCCAUGUUUUCAAGCUUUACCAUCUUGUUCUUUUUUCCUGAGGUCAAUUUCAUUGGAUUUGCACAACUUGAAUUGCAAUAAAUAACUGGAAAAAUUGGGGUGCUCUAAAACUUUUGACCAGUAGUGUAUACUUAAAGGGACAGUUCGGAAUUUUGGACAUAGGGCCUCAUUUUCCUAG
Molecule: messenger RNA, 7677 nt
Organism: Boleophthalmus pectinirostris (great blue-spotted mudskipper)
Lineage: Eukaryota; Metazoa; Chordata; Actinopteri; Gobiiformes; Gobiidae
Product: interleukin-1 receptor accessory protein
Exons: 12
Coding region: 223-2052 (609 amino acids)
Biological process (GO): signal transduction
Source: RefSeq, a predicted model, not a curated record